GCAUGAUGGGAAGUGAUUUAACCACCCAAUCAGCGUGCAGAGCCCGCCCGGUUGCCUAGCGUUGUGAGCAAGCGGGAAGUAUGGCGGCGACAUCCGUGGCAGUUGCGGGGGUAUCAGCGGCGAGGGCUGAGACGGCUAAGCCAGCCAUGGGCAACAGGGAAGGUUCAUUAAUUAAUUGGUCGGGCCAGGGUUUACAAAAAUUGGGACCCACUGUAUCUUGUGAUGCAGAUCCACAUACUUUGAUUCUGGAUAAAAACCAGCUAAUUAAAUUGGAGCACCUGGAGAACUGCAGAAACUUAAUGCAGUUGUCAGUAGCCAACAAUCGGCUGGUGCGGAUGAUGGGUGUAGCAAAGCUGACUCAGCUUCGAGUAUUAAACUUGCCUCACAACAGUAUUGGUUAUGCAGAGGGAUUGAAGGAUCUGGUGCACUUGGAAUGGCUGAACCUCGCAGGAAAUAACUUGAAGACUGUAGACCAGAUCAGCAGCUGUACCUCUCUUCAACAUCUUGAUUUGUCCGACAACAAUAUAUCCCAGAUAGGAGAUAUCUCCAAGCUUUUAUCUCUAAAGACUCUGUUGCUACAUGGGAAUAUCAUAACGUCAUUACGUACAGCACCUGCUUGCUUACCUCAAAGUCUGGCUAUUCUUUCAUUGGCAGAAAAUGAAAUCAGAGACUUGAAUGAGAUUUCAUUCUUGGCUUCCCUUACUGAGCUGGAGCAAUUGUCAGUUAUGAACAAUCCCUGUGUGAUGGCCACACCUUCCAUCCCAGGAUUUGAUUAUAGGCCAUAUAUCGUCAGUUGGUGUCUCAAUCUUAAAGUCCUUGACGGCUAUGUGAUUUCUCAGAAAGAAAGCUUGAAAGCAGAAUGGCUUUACAGCCAAGGAAAGGGAAGAUCUUUUCGGCCAGGCCAGCACAUUCAGUUAGUACAGUAUCUUGCCAGUGUUUGCCCUCUUACUAGUAUGUUUGGGCUCCAAACUGCAGAGGAUGCCAAACUGGAAAAAAUUCUACAUAAGCAAAGAUUACACCAGAGGCAACUGAUAUACCAAAGCCAGGCUGAUGAGCCAUCUGUAUCCACAACUUUACAUAAAGGGCUGCCUGUUACCAGUGAGCCAAACAGCCCUGUCCAUGGGCCACAAAUCAUGACUGAAAGUGAACCUGUUAUCAAAAAAAAUACAUGGGUUGCAACAAAAUCACAUGAUGAUCAUUCCUAUGCAGUUAAGAAUGUUUUUCCAUCAUCAGUGCAAGCUGAAAGAAGUCUUUCUAAAGAUCUGUAUCUGGAUGACAUACAAACUGAUGAAGACAAGUUGAACAGCAGUCUUCUGUCCUCAGAAUCCACUUUUAUGCCUGUUGCACCAGGAAUGUCUCCAAUGUCUCCUACUACUGCAGAAUUGAGACUUCACAGAAUCAGUAUUGAGACAGAACAUGUGGGGAAUGCUGACUUUGAAUUUAUGAAAGAGCUUAACAAGCAAGAAAUGCAGAAAACUACUUCUAUGGGGCUUAGAGAGGGUUCCAUCAAAUCAGCAGAGGUUGUGGAAACUCAAAAGGAAGAUCAAGAGGAAGGAAUAUUGUCCACUUCUAGUUUGUCAGUAACCACCAUUACUCUACCUGCUUGCAUUAACAGUUGUGAAAUAUCCUCUGAAGACCAUGUUGAGUACAGUGACCUCAAGCAAUCACAUACUCCUGAAGAGAAUGUAAUUAAAAGUUUUCUCCCUGCCAAAUCUCCAGAAGAACUGCCUGCUGAUGCAACCUUUACUCUAUUCCAAAAGGAAGAUAUGCUUCAAGAAAUGAACAGAGCAGCCACCAAGCUUCAAGCCUGUUGGAGAGGAUUUUACACAAGGAACCACCAUCCCAGAGCCAAGGAAGUGCGUUAUGAAAUUAGACUUUGUAGAAUGCAGGAACAUAUUAUGCAUUUAACUGAAGAAGUAAACAAAUUAAGAAAAGAAAAAGAUGAAGAGAUGCUUCAAAGAGUUGUGCAAGAGGAAGCAGUCAAAUUCCUUUGGAAUGAGGUUAGACGUAUCCAGGAGUGGCAACUUUCAGUGAACCCACAUCUAUGUACUAUCUGGCAACAUGAUAUUCCUGCAUCAAGCAUUUUGGGUCCCUCCAAGCUCAAUAUGGAGCCACUUGGACUAAAUCAAGUACCUUCUCCUGUUGAUAGCUCAACCUGGUUUGUUUCAGCUGCUGAGGCUUGUCAUCAGAAAUAUUUACCAAAAUUUCCUGACUCAGGCUUCCAUUCCUGUGUGACUGACCAGAACUGCCUUAAUGACUCUCAGUGCUGUGAAGAAAAUGUAGCAAAAGCAAAUGGUGAGACCUCUUUAGAGAAUUCUUUGGAAACAGUCAAACCAUGUGAAGAUUCUCUUUCAGGGGGCCCUUCAGAAGCUGAAGAGAUCCAACUGGACCACGUGGAAUGUUGUAAAGAGAGUUUCAACAGUGAGCAAGACAAUAGUCUUCUCCAGCAGUAUUUAAAAUCAGUUGAGCAGCUAGAUAAUGCUGAUGACAAGAAAAGUGGCAGCAAUGGGGCAGAAAGUAGUAGGCCCAAUACAGCUGUCUCAGAAGAUCAGGAUAUGCUGUGCAGUGCUAUGUCGGGCUCCCAGGAGGAGAUUGCAUCAGCACAAGAUAGAAAUGGCCAUCCAGAAAUAUGCAACUUGAAUGCAGAAAUGGCAGAAGGAAAACAAACAGAUGGUGACUCUUCAUUCCAGGCACUUCCUGUUAGCAUAACUGUGUAGCAGGUAUGCAGUUAGAAAAGCCACUAACACUUUUUGUUAUUUGUACAAGUUUUUAAUACAUUUUUGGAGACUUGUGCUCCUGUGCUGUUAAAGCAGCUUUAGAUUGUGAACAGUUUUGCUAAUAAUCUAAUCUCUGUCCGACCCUGUGUUAAACCGUAGCAAGCAAGUUUCACUAUGAUGGACACAAUGCAGUUAUUUUUUUAUGUGAUCUGAACAGGUUUUUAUAAAAUAUAAUUUUGAAGAUUC
Messenger RNA from Rhineura floridana, 2963 nucleotides. RefSeq names its product centrosomal protein 97 (gene CEP97). Gene Ontology annotation, molecular function: protein binding. Lineage: Eukaryota; Metazoa; Chordata; Lepidosauria; Squamata; Rhineuridae. The record is from RefSeq and is a predicted model, not a curated record. The coding region runs from base 81 to 2717 and encodes 878 amino acids. The transcript has 12 exons.